CUUGAUGAAGUCGGUUUGUUUAUGUUAGCUCGCUAGCAAAUCAUAACUUCUAUUCCACUAAAAUAGCGAAGAAUUUAGCUAGCUACACUAAAAUAACAUGUCUCAAGUGACUAGAUUACAAAUAGCAAUGGACGCGGAAGAAAUGGUUGCCCAACUUAACAGAAAAGAAUUGCGCAAGCAGCAGUUGAUAGAGUACUUAGCAGCAAAAGGAAGACUGAAGCCACCAAACCCAAAACCUUAUCUUCGAGAUGCCGUUAAAGCAAAGCAGAUCACCAUGUCUACCGUGAAGGAUGAUCUGGACCCGGGAAAAGAGAACCAGGGUCCAAAUCCCCUCAAGAUGAAAAAGGGAACGGUGAAGGUUCAACCUCUGAUGGCCAACGCCGUUUCCCAAACCACUGGCACCUUCUGCAGUACCACCAACAAACAGAUCUCUGCCAACGGUCUCCUCUCUGCAGCAUCGAGUACCGCACGUCUCAACGUGCUCAAAGGCAUGACAAAGCCUUCUGCGGUUGCCCCAAGUCACUCAACCAGCCUGAAGACGGCUCCAGCCAGAUCACAAUCCACUGUCUCUACCAAAAGAUGCCCAGGCACCACCAACCAACCCAGAACCCAGCCUAAUCCAGCUGUUAAAGUCGGCAACACACGCCCUAGCUCUGCCAAACCCCUGGAAAACGCUGGUAGAACACAUUCAGCCAACACAACCAGACCAAAGCCAAAUAUUACUGGGAAACCCGCUAACACACUUCGCACAGCCAGCACGCGGCCCAGCACAGUCAGCACGCGGCCCAACACAGCCAGCACGCGGCCCAACACAGCCAGCACGCGGCCCAACACAGCCAGCACGCGGCCCAACACAGCCAGCACGCGGCCCAACACAGCCAGCACGCGGCCCAACACAGCCAGCACGCGGCCCAACACAGCCAGCACGCGGCCCAACACAGCCAGCACGCGGCCCAACACAGCCAGCACGCGGCCCAACACAGCCAGCACGCGGCCCAACACAGCCAGCACGCGGCCCAACACAGCCAGCACGCGGCCCAACACAGCCAGCACGCGGCCCAACACAGCCAGCACGCGGCCCAACACAGCCAGCACGCGGCCCAACACAGCCAGCAGUGCCAGAAUGAGUCCGAGCACAAUGGUUAAAACCAAGACAGGCCUUGUGUCUGUCCAGGUGCAACCUAGAAGCACCACCGUCCCUGCUCCAGCAUCAGCCUCCUUCACCCCCUCGGUCUUGAACAGAGCAUGCCCAAGCACCAGCCCAGUCCCAGCUGUGACCCAAAAGCCACCAGUUACUGCUCAGAGGAGAAGGAAUCCCUUCACUGGCGUGAGUGAGACUAACCAGAGGACAACUGCCUCGGCUGUGGACAAUGGGCAAAGGAGGAGCCAAGCUGUGAGUAGGACUGAUUCCACACCACUCCCAGAGAGAUCCAGUAAACCAGCAGGGCAGAGACAACCUGUCACUGGACCUAAACCCAUCAUCCAAGGCCCUACUGGUCCUGGGCACAAGACUGCAGCUACGAAGCCAGGUAAUAAAAGGACAACCAAAACCUCUCCCAGAGUUUCCAUCCAAGAGGUUGAGUGUAUUCAGAGGGCUGCAUCACAGCAUAGGGCUGAGGCUAGAGGAGCAGGAGCCAGCACUCGGAUAUGGAAGGCUGCCUCUCGAGCUUCCACCGGGAUAACAGGAAACCAAUGGCAGAACACGGCUCUGAGUAGGGCCAUGCAUGCAGCUGUGGCUGCGAUGGGUCAGAAAAGCAGCGGCGAGGAAAACCGAGGCAUGGUGGAGAGCGGGUGGACAGACACUGACACCAAGAAUGAACCCAAUGCUCCAUCGCCCUCAUCAACAUCUCCGGCGUGUUGGCCUAGGCCUCACAGCAGCACAGUAAAUGGUGUGUGGAUCCCCCAGGCGGUGCCUCGCUCUGCCAAAAAGUCCAGCCAUGGCCAGGAGGAGGUGGGGUGGGAGGCUGGUGUUGGCCUUAAGACACCCAGAGACCAGGCCAGGGUCGUGCCCAAGACAGAGGGCCGCAGGAAGAUGACAGCUGCCCAGGAAGAGAGAAUGCAGAAGCUCCAGGAAUGGCGUGAGAACAGGGGCAUCUCCUACAAGCGUCCCCCCAUGCCGGUGAGGCCUCCUCGGGUGCGGCGCACCUUGGCCCUCCCUCAGGCUUACUGGGACGGUAUGGAGGAGGAAGUUGAGGCCAGGUCUCUGGUUGAAGCUGUGGACCGGUGCCUGGCUGACUGCAUCAAGCUGCUGAAUGAGGGCUGCCUGUCCUCCCAGGUGCAGGAGAUGCUGUCCACUGUGCCCAUGGCCGAGAAGUUCUCCAAGUACUGGAUCUGCCAGGCCCGUCUGAUGGAGCGCCAGGGCAACCUGGAGGUUCUGCCGCUGUUUGAAGAGGCUGUACGAGUGGUGUUAGAGCCAGUGGAUGAGCUGCGGACUGUUGUGUUUGAGAUGCUGAAAAAGAAGGAAGAGACACAAGGUCAGUCUACCGUAGCAUCAGAGCAGGAGCCUGUAAGAGAGCAGGAUGACGUUAUGGAGCUUCACUCUACACCAGACCCCAUGGCCACACCCACAGCCGUCAAAGCCCUGAUCCGUGGUGACCGAGGAGGCUCGUCUGUGGUCAAGUACAAGAUCACCGCCACUCCAGGUGGUUUCAGGAGCCAGAAGAGGGAGGCGGCGGUGGCCCGCGUGUUGGACGGACAGGAGCUGAGAUUCUUCACCCCCGUCAGGCGCUCAGUGAGGAUCGAGAAGUCCGCGCUCUGCUACCCCGCCUCCCUGCAGGAGCACGACCUAUGUGUGGCCUCUUUCAAUGACCUGAUGGCCCAGCAGGAUGAGAGAGAGGGGGAAGGAGAGAGGGAGGGAGACGAAGAGGGGGGAGGCAGCGCCGGGCCCGUCCCAAACGGUCAUCUGUACGUGUACAGAGAGAACGGUGCGCUGAGAGACAAGGUCAACAUCCAGCUGAUCUACGCUGAGGAAGAAGACUAAUGGGCUGUGUCCUAGUAGUGUAAAGUGGCUUCCUCUCCUGCUUUACCCUGAUCUACUAGUACAGGAAUAGGGAGGUGCUGGAUAUGGUGCCCACUCACCAUCUGGGAAUGUAGCUUACACCUGUCCAGUUGUAUGUCCUUCAGUGCAUCGCCACGUUCCUUAGUGGCGAGCUGUAGUAAAACAAACAGUUCUGAAAGACCUGGGGGAUGAGUUUGUCAAUCUAAACUUUUCUGUACAGAAUCCUGCAGGAAGAGCCUGUCUAUCCAUCUGUCUGUGUUAACAGGGGACAAUGUCUGUCUGGAGGACAUGCACAGAUGGGUUUCCAACUUGACAGUUACUCAUUUGUAUGUCAAAACAAAAGCAUCCAUUGACUUUUUAGAUGGACUUUUGUUUUUUAAUGCAAACUGUGGUAAGUUUUUUUUUUAAAUGUUUUUUUUUUAGA
Messenger RNA from Salvelinus namaycush (lake trout), 3422 nucleotides. RefSeq names its product cytoskeleton associated protein 2-like (gene ckap2l). NCBI's taxonomy places the organism in Eukaryota, Metazoa, Chordata, Actinopteri, Salmoniformes, Salmonidae. The transcript is spliced from 9 exons. Gene Ontology annotation, cellular component: centrosome; mitotic spindle; cytosol. The record is from RefSeq and is a predicted model, not a curated record. Bases 98 to 2980 code for a protein of 960 amino acids.